Ceutorhynchus assimilis (cabbage seed weevil) is the source of this 384-nucleotide messenger RNA. The record is from the annotation of a GenBank genome assembly. Lineage: Eukaryota; Metazoa; Arthropoda; Insecta; Coleoptera; Curculionidae.
AUGGAAGCAGAUUUCAAACAACAACUAUCAGAACUACAAAACAGUUUGAGAGAAUUGUUAGUACUUCAAAAAGGUGGCAGUAGCGAAGAAAGUAUUUCGGUGGAACAAAGAUACUUGGAAACGGAGUGUGUAGACAUCACUAAAGUGGAAUACGUAUGUUUUUCAAGCAAUAAAUCUUUGCCAGGAAAACUCGAUGAUUCUUUAAACCUAGCGCAGUUCAAAAAUUGGAAAAUUAAGUUUGAAAAUUAUCUGUUAUAUCAAGGAGUGAAUAUCAAUAGCACUGGUGAGGUUACAGCUUUGCUAUCCUCGUUUACUCAGAACAUUCUAGAUGUUGUCCAAUUUGUCCUGGGGAUUUCAAUCAAAUUACGGUUAUACAUGUUCUAG